AGAAGCAAAAUGGAUCACAACAAAUCAACUACCAAUGCUGACAAAAUCCAUCAGAAUCGACUGUCGAGCGUUUCAAUAGAUGAAGACCAAGAUGCAGCGUUAACAAUUGUGACCGUCCUGGACAAAGUGGCUACCGUAAUAGACAGCGUCCAAGAAAGUCAGAAGAGAAUAGAAGAGAGACAUCGAACGAUGGAAAAUACGAUCAAAUCCGUCCAGAUUGACAUGUUGAAGCUUUCCCAGGCACACAGCAACACAGGCUAUAUAGUGAACAAGCUGUUUGAGAAAACCCGGAAAGUCAGUGCUCACGUAAAAGAAAUAAAAGCACGCGUGGAGAAGCAUAGCCUAAAUGUGAAGAAGGUGGAGACCAAACAAGAGGAGGUGUUAAGAAAAAACAAAUUUCGAGUGGUCAUAUUCCAGGAGGAGGUCCAAUGUCCUACAUCUCUCUCUGUGGUUAAGGAAAAAAGCCUGCUUGAGAAUACACAAGAAGAUGAGUUCUGCCUCCCCGACGAUCUCUCUUCUGAUGAAGAAUAUGAAAUUGAAGAAAGCAGAGCAACCCAGUUUAAAAAAUCGGGAAAGAAGCAAAUCGAUAACAUCAAAAAGGCCUUCUCUAAAGAAAACAUGCAGAAGACAAGACAGAAUUUUGACAAGAAAGUAGACAGAAUUCGGACUAGAAUUGUGACUCCUGAGAGGAGAGAAAGGAUCAGGCAGUCGGGAGAAAGACUGAGGCAGUCGGGAGAGAGACUGAGGCAGUCGUCAGGAGAGAGACUGAAGCAGUCUGGUGAAAGAUUUAAGAAAACAAUUUCUAAAGCCACGCCGACAAAAGAAACUUUCAAAAUGCAUCUCCAUAAGAAAGGCAAAGAAAGAACAACUGCGGAAGGCCAAGAAGGCACGCAGGACGUGGGCAUGGAUAUCAUUAGCAGCAGCGGGGCUGACGAGCCCCUCCACGAGCUCUACACGGAAAUGUCAGCUGCGGCCGAGAGUGCGCAAGGCAGAGAAGGCUACCCUUCCCAAGCAGAAGAGGCCACCCAGAUUCCUAUGGAAAAUGUAGUCCUGCAACCCCAAACAAAAAGAAGGAAUGACGAGCCCCUUUUGCUGGAUUUAAAACAAUCAGCAUAAAAGGGAACCAAACAGCCUUUGAUUGGGCAUCUGCUUCAUCAAACAAUUGUAACUAGAAAAGAGAGUGAGUUUUAUUUUUAACAUCAUAUAAAGAUAGAUAAAUGCUAUUAUUUCAUUUAGUGUAUUCCAGGCUGUCAAUUAUGUUUUAAUAAGUCAGGCAAUAUAAAAACCUCAUUUUAUCAGCAUUUUUCCCCCUUCAUUGAGGAAUAAAACCCCAAUGAGUGAUGAAGCUUUUUUUGUUGCUGUUGUUCAAGUUAUCGGAUUUUGCUUUCUCCUUCACAAGUGUGGAAAUAAUCUCGGAUCCCUU
Molecule: messenger RNA, 1423 nt
Organism: Vombatus ursinus (common wombat)
Lineage: Eukaryota; Metazoa; Chordata; Mammalia; Diprotodontia; Vombatidae
Gene: CAVIN4
Product: caveolae associated protein 4
Exons: 2
Coding region: 10-1116 (368 amino acids)
Biological process (GO): regulation of gene expression
Cellular component (GO): cytoplasm; caveola
Source: RefSeq, a predicted model, not a curated record